Molecule: messenger RNA, 1017 nt
Organism: Lathyrus oleraceus (garden pea)
Lineage: Eukaryota; Viridiplantae; Streptophyta; Magnoliopsida; Fabales; Fabaceae
Exons: 1
Coding region: 1-1017 (338 amino acids)
Source: RefSeq, a predicted model, not a curated record
AUGGAUUUUGGAAGGAAAAGCACUCAAAAGUACACUUUCAGGACUCCUAAGUUAGAGGACUUGAAAAAGUUAGCAUCUUUAGUUACUAGUACUGAGAACUUCCAAGAUCUAUAUGGAAAGCUUUUGUCUAUUUUGGGUAUUGAGAUGGAAGAUGGGCUCCUCAACACUUUGGUCCAGUUUUAUGAUUCUAUGUAUCAUUGCUUCACUUUCUUGGAUUGUCAUCUUAUGCCCACUUUGGAGGAGUAUUCUUAUUUAGUUGGUUUGUCUAUUUCUAAUCAGAUUCCAUUUUAUGGUUUAGAAGAAGAUCCAAAGCCUCUUGAUAUUGCCAAAGCUCUUCAUUUGAAGAAAUUCGAGAUUGAAGAUCAUAUGACUUCUAAGAGUGGUAUUCAAGGGAUUCCUGCCAAGUUCUUGAUAGGAAGAGCUCACUAUUUUGCUGGUAUAAGGAGUGUGGACGCAUUUGAGGCUAUCUUCGCUCUGCUCAUUUAUGGAUUGGUUUUGUUACCCAAUGCUGAUAACUUCGUUGAAAUUAAUUCCAUAAAGAUAUUCUUGAUUGGAAAUCCAGUUCCAACCCUUCUUGGAGACACUUGUUAUUUUAUUCACCAUAGGACUUCGAAGGGUGGGGGAAUGAUUGUUUGUGGCACGCCUUUCUUGUACAAGUGGUUUAUUUCUCACUUGCCGCGGUCUUCUUCCUUUUGGGAUCUCAAUAAUGGAUUAAGGUGGUCACAAAAAAUCAUGGCUCUUACUCACUCUGAUAUUGUACGGUAUAAUCGUGUUUAUGAUGGGGUGAUGACUAUUGAUAGAUGUGAUGAGUUUCUGAAUGUACCCCUUCUUGGUACAAAGGGAGGCAUUAACUACAACCCAGUUUUGGCACGUCGUCAGUUUUGGUAUGCUAUGAGGGGUAAACCAAACAACAUUUGGUUGAGUAGUUUCUAUCUCAAGGAAAAUGAAGAUAAUAGAGCUUUCAAGGAGAAGAUUAUCCGUGCUUGGUAUAAUAUCCGUAGGAAGGGAAGAGAAUAA